AUGAAGUUCUCCACCGUUCUCGCCUGGGCCUCGUUGGCUUUGGCUGCCCCUACCCACCCUGCCAUUCAAACACGCGACGACAACGCAUUGUGCAAAAUCUAUGGCAAGGUUUACAAGCUCGAAGAACUUGUCUAUUCCUCCAAGGUUAAGAUUGUGGCAGCGGUGGAGGCCUCUGUGCCUGACAAUGCAGCCAAGACUGCCGCUGCCAUUGAGAAGGAACUCGAAACGAUCAACACUGCCAUCUUGAAAGUGUUUGGCACCACCAAAGGCGAGAUUGCGAUUUGCUGGCCCGCUCUGCAACAGGAGGAGGAACCCGACGUCUUCACAUGUUUCCUAGAAAUCUGCUCCUCUACAGCCCAAACCUCCACCGACUUGCAAGCCAUCCUGGACUCCAUCUCCGGCCUAUCAGCUGACGUCCGAAAAGCUCUGGGCGAACAAUUGGGCCUCUUGAGGUUCCUGACCGCGCCGGCCCUCGAGUCCAUUCUGGGCCAUUGCAACAAGUUGACCGAGCAGUGCCCAGUCUAA
Clonostachys solani is the source of this 525-nucleotide messenger RNA. The record is from the annotation of a GenBank genome assembly. Lineage: Eukaryota; Fungi; Ascomycota; Sordariomycetes; Hypocreales; Bionectriaceae.